Didymella exigua CBS 183.55 is the source of this 852-nucleotide messenger RNA. RefSeq lists its product as uncharacterized. The transcript has a single exon. The coding region runs from base 1 to 852 and encodes 283 amino acids. The record is from RefSeq and is a predicted model, not a curated record. Lineage: Eukaryota; Fungi; Ascomycota; Dothideomycetes; Pleosporales; Didymellaceae.
AUGGCCUUACCACUUGGUUUAUUCCUCGGUGGCUGCGUCAUCGCAAUCCCGGUCGUGACGGGUAUCGCAGAAGGUGUGGAAUACCAGAAGAAACAAAACGAAGAGGCUGCGAACGAGACGCGCAUGAUCAAGUUCAACAUACUCGUAAACUGCGACUCCAAGGAUCCUAUCGCUGAAGAGGAAGUCGACCAUGGCACUGUAAUAUUGCGUCACGACAAAGCGUGGGUGGUGCCGUGCGAUGACGAAGGCAAACCCCUACCGCCAGACGACAGCAAAAUAUUCAAUCCGCCGAUGCAUGCUUUCGCAGGGUUCUAUAUUCAGUAUCCAGAUGAAGAUCGAUGUCCUCCAGAACGAGGACUGGUCAGUACCAUCGCUGAUGACCCGCCCAUGCUGAAUUGGGUGUACUGCGACAAGGACACAUAUGAAGUAAAGUACAACAACCGCAGUGGUUCCAUCGAGCACAUCGUCGGCGAAUGGGACUGGACACAGGACGAAACUCACCUGCUGUUUCAGAAGUGGGAGCCUUUCUUUGCGGUCGAUGAGUGGGAUGGGGCUGACGAAGACGAAUCGACACCUUGGGGAAGAGAAGGCUUACGCUGGGCCUUGUACAUUGAUCUCGAAGACAACGGUCUCAGAGGUCGAAGAAAGGGGCGAGACAUGUUCGAAGUCGCGCUCGAACGGAAGAUUCAAAGCGCGGAAGAUCAGCUGAAGCAGCUGGAAGAGGCGGAGAAGAAGAUGCAGGUAAAGAGCCGAGGUGGUCUGAGCACGCAGUUCUCCGCGCCGGCGCGGGAGCGGACUAAAGAGUGGGAGAAGAAAUUUGGAGAAGGCGCACGACGACCAAGCAACGAAUGA